Messenger RNA from Klebsormidium nitens, 2937 nucleotides. The record is from the annotation of a GenBank genome assembly. Lineage: Eukaryota; Viridiplantae; Streptophyta; Klebsormidiophyceae; Klebsormidiales; Klebsormidiaceae.
AUUCAGGACUGUGUUUUGAAGGGAUCCCAGAGCAUUGCCAUUGGUGUUCGUUGCCGUUCUUUGGCUCCUCUCUCAAGCCCACAUGAUGCAUCAAAACCCAACGCACUGUGGCAUUCCGAAGGACUUUUAGAGGUUCACUACCCUGCAUGGAGGGCCGGGAAUUUUCAACAGAUUCGCUGGCAUCGAUGGGCGAUGCAAAAUCUCCAUUGAAAACCGCCGCUGGAAGUGCCCAGGCCAUUGUUUCUCACAUGAGCAUCGAUUCCCAAGUAGGGUCGAGCAAUUGGACACCGGAAAAGGUGGGGUUUGCGAGCUUUGGUGCUACUAGGGAUGUUGUCCGUCCUGCUGGAGACCUAGUGGCGCCAUUGCAUUCCACAAAUGCUUCUUCAGUAAAGGGCUGUGAGAGGGUUCCACUUGAAAAAGAAUCUGAGGACAGCAUCGGAGGCCAAUUUAGGCGGCAAGGAGAAAGGGCUCGUUUUGAAAAAGGAAAGGCAAUCGAAGAGGAGUCAGAAGGGAUCGAACGGAUUGGGGAAGGGCCUCAGGCAAUGGAGACCGAUACUCAAAUGCACGCGGAAGAAACCGGGCGAUGGCGGAGCGCUUCGGAGCCCGUUAGGAAAAACUCGGGGAAGGAGCACCUAGACAGGGAGGUGAACCCGGUUCUGCUACGGUUCAUAAGUAGUGCCCACUUGUUUGAUGGGUCGGUUGUUAACCCACCGGAAGAAAGCAAAGCUUUAUCCAAGCAGCCGGCGUCGCCUACGCUUCUGAAACAGUCGUCCCUGACCAAACUGCAAGUGAGUCCCAGCUUCAAGCCCAAGGUGGGUCUUGAGCGCAGCCUCAGUUCUAAUCUGAGCCUCAAGAAGCCCAUCAAGCUGAUGCCCAAACCCGCGCCUCUGCCCGACGUGGUCAGCCCUGCGCAACUAGUGCGCAGCGAGAGCGACUCGCCCGCGUUCGUUUUCACAAGUCAACCGUCGCCCUUUCUCCCGAACCCAGAACAGCCCACACGGCAAGAUUCGAGCGGCUCGGAAGCGUUAAGCAUCGGGGGGCAGUCCCUGGGAUCGUCGGACAGUGGUGGGCUCCGAUCGAUGGGGUCGCUGAACGUGUUCCGUAACACGGGGGAGCCGGGGAUGCAUUCGGAGUACUCGGCGAAUGAGGGGCCGUCAGGGUACGGUGGAGAUGGGAGAGGGGGCGCAAACUUAAGCAACUCAGGUUCCGGGGGGUUGGUCCAGCUAGCAAGCGCUCACCCAGUCCUCGCGCCCCGUCUCCCGAAGUUCUUUGGAAGGGCGCAGCCGACUCCUUCAAGGGGGCAAGCGGCAGUCAGCUCACAAGUGCACCCCAUGAGUUUGUCAGAGGGGCCGAUUCUCACCAAAACGGUGCAGGUUAAGCCCAGCUUCGGGUCUUCGCUCAAGAAGAUGGUGUUCAAGAGCUCGAAGAAGAGCGGAGAGUUUGUACGGGACCCUGAGCUCGGCGUUGUGCCCGCGGCCCCUGCAACUGCUUCUGCUACGGGCGAGGUGUGGAGUGACGUCCACAUACAGGAGAACGCGGCGCUGCCCUCUGGAUGGCGGAAGCCCUUUGCUGAUUCAAACUACGUUCCCCAGUGGUCGGCCAUCUCCACUGACGAGUUGAUAUCCCAGCCUGCUCCACCGAGAAUCGGUACCAUUCUGUGCUACCUCGUGCGGAAUCGAGACAAGAAGCACCCGACCUUCUGGAUGUACACGCAGGAAAACACGGUUGCCGACCGGUUGCUUUUAGUCGCCCGGUUCAACAGCCGGGGGCCGAUGGCGGGUGGUGAAUACGUCGUCUCCAAGAGCGAGAGGGGCCUUCAAACGAAGGACCAAAGAGACGGCUACUGCGGGCGUGUUCGAUCCAACUUUUCCGGGUCGCGCUUCCAGUUCUACGACCAUACUGUGUCCGAGAAACAGAUGUGGACGCAGGACUCUGUGGCGCACACCCAGGGCGCUGUGAGUUGGGAAUCGACGGCUAACACGCUUGCGGGGGGGUGGCGAAAGAUGGGCGUUGCGGUGAAAGCACUUGACGAGGAGUCGCCAGCACCGACGUCGAACAAGGUGAAGGGGGAUGGAGAACCGGGCCCCUGGUCCCCGCGGUUGUGGGACAACAUGGAGCGCGAAAGGCAGUGCCGCUGCCUGCUGUCAAAAGAACCGGAGCACAAGAUUGACGACAAGGGGCGGGAGAGCUUCUUCCUUCAAUACGGCGACAGGUGCAACUUCCCGUCAAAGCGCAACUUCCAGCUAGUCUCAAAGGCCGAUCCUGACGCCGUAGUGUGUUUACUGGGGAAGGUUGAGCAAGACGCGUUUGCACUGGACUACAGCUAUCCUCUAUCCGCAUUCCAAGCGUUUUGCGUUGCGCUCACGUCGAUCAACGACAAGUGGUGUUUUGCAGUCUGAUUUGCAGCCGUAAGAGAUUUCUGUACAGUUACAGUUAGAAAUUUAUGGUAGUUGUGGAAGAUGUGUACAGUGAUAGAGCACCGGAAGACAGCACACACCGUACCCAUGCAAAGACAAAGAGUACGUUGGUUUUAACCGCACUAACGCUUUACGAAGCCGGGGAGGUUUGCCGUAGACUUGUGUAAUAAGUUGGGUUCAAACUACUGGUAUGUUGUUGAGACCGUUGAAUCCAGAGUGAUAAGGCGUCCGACCUUUCUGACUCGGUUGUUGUCAAAAGCUGCUGACUCGGCGUUUGCUAGAGGUUGAAGUCUUGAGCAGAACUCAGCCUAACAGCACGUAUCCCACUGGCUUAGAAACUUAGCCACAAAGUAAUCACGUCCAAUAGCAAAACGGGCCGUCCUUAGGGUAUCUAGCGGGGACGUACUUGUUCACAGACGACGUCGCUCAUGGUAGGAAUUGAAAGUCUUGGUAAUCAUUACCAUGCAAUUAAUUCUGACGAAGGGCGAGACCUGCCAAUUGGCAAACGAAUAUCCCACCG